UGUGCUUUAAAGUAAAAAAAAAAAUAAGUAAAUAAAUAAAUAAAACACAGCAAGUGUCGCUCGAGUGCAUGUCGACGCGAGAGUUCUUAAAGUGUCCCAAGUGAAGGUGGAAAAUGUGUGCGAAUCCGAUUUGGGGAGUGUUCGUCCACCCAACACAAUCGCACCCAAGCAGUGUUUAAUUAACAAAGAAACAAAAAACGAACAAAGUGAUUCCAAAAAACAACCAGCAACAAAGAAGAAGACAAGCCGCGUUGUCUUAAUCGAAAACAGAAACAGUUGCCAUUCUCGAUAGACAAUGCUUGAAUUCUAUCCAAUGCCCACAAAUUUAUGUCGUGGCGCUGGUUUUUAUCCUCACCAUCAGAAUCAUGGCGGCACGCGUUCCUUUAACAAUGCCCCCAAUUCGGUCGGGUCAGCAAUUAACGCACCUGGAUUAAAUAGUGGCAAUUGCGGACAACAGCAACAUCAGCAUCAACAGCAACAGCAACAGCAUCAACAGCAACAGCAUCAACAAAAACAAUUGACUGCCUCUCCGACGCAUGCAGCAUGCGCCCCAAUUAAUAGAAGCAACAGCAGCACACCCACAACCGCAGCUACUUCAGCGUCAGCGUUUAAAAAUGUGUACGGAAGAAUUGAUCAAAGGAAAUUAACCGCUAAAGCACGUAAGGAACGCCGCAAACAAAAACUCAUCGUGUAA
This is a messenger RNA of Rhagoletis zephyria (snowberry fruit fly), 694 nucleotides long. RefSeq names its product la-related protein CG11505-like. The record is from RefSeq and is a predicted model, not a curated record. NCBI's taxonomy places the organism in Eukaryota, Metazoa, Arthropoda, Insecta, Diptera, Tephritidae.